This is a messenger RNA of Sceloporus undulatus (fence lizard), 644 nucleotides long. RefSeq names its product small nuclear ribonucleoprotein D3 polypeptide (gene SNRPD3). Gene Ontology annotation, biological process: spliceosomal snRNP assembly; RNA processing. Bases 204 to 644 code for a protein of 146 amino acids. Gene Ontology annotation, molecular function: RNA binding. The record is from RefSeq and is a predicted model, not a curated record. The transcript is spliced from 4 exons. Gene Ontology annotation, cellular component: U5 snRNP; commitment complex; precatalytic spliceosome. NCBI's taxonomy places the organism in Eukaryota, Metazoa, Chordata, Lepidosauria, Squamata, Phrynosomatidae.
GCAAACCAUAGAGGUCCAAGGCUUUUUAAUGGGCGGAAGUGGCUAGAGCGUCGCGGAAUCGCCUCCUACUUCCGGUUUCCGCUCGCAGUGCAUUCUGGGACGCCGGGCGUGCGUUUGGGGAAGCGCCAGUAAACGGAUUUCCAGCAUCGCCAGAGAAAGAAUCGGGUGCGAAUUGCCGCCGUACGCCGCCGCCGUACGCCGCCAUGUCUAUCGGAGUCCCCAUCAAGGUCCUCCACGAAGCAGAGGGCCACAUAGUGACCUGCGAGACCAACACAGGAGAAGUCUACCGGGGGAAGCUCAUCGAAGCCGAGGACAACAUGAACUGCCAGAUGUCGAACAUUACGGUGACGUAUCGCGACGGCCGGGUGGCGCAGCUGGAGCAGGUCUACAUCCGCGGGAGCAAGAUCCGCUUCCUGAUCCUGCCGGACAUGCUCAAGAACGCCCCCAUGCUCAAGAGCAUGAAGAACAAGAACCAGGGCUCUGGUGCUGGGCGUGGAAAGGCCGCCAUCUUGAAGGCGCAAGGAACAGGAGGAAGCAGUCUGACCACCUGUGACCGCAAAAGAUCUCCGACAAGUAGAUCUAAACCAGUCGAGAACAGAGUCGCUGAGAACCAAGGUCAGAAAGUAUUCAACCGGAGACAGUGA